Molecule: messenger RNA, 3420 nt
Organism: Drosophila montana
Lineage: Eukaryota; Metazoa; Arthropoda; Insecta; Diptera; Drosophilidae
Gene: pad
Product: poils au dos
Exons: 7
Coding region: 340-3405 (1021 amino acids)
Biological process (GO): regulation of transcription by RNA polymerase II
Cellular component (GO): nucleus; nucleoplasm
Molecular function (GO): zinc ion binding; RNA polymerase II cis-regulatory region sequence-specific DNA binding; DNA-binding transcription repressor activity, RNA polymerase II-specific
Source: RefSeq, a predicted model, not a curated record
UUAGUAGCAUUAGUUCAGCGGCGUCCGCCUAUACAAAACAACUUUUAGUUGCAAUAAAAAUGAAAAUGUGCCCUAUUCUAGCUGAAUUAAUGAGCAAAAUCAAACAGAACAAGAACGCUACUGCCAGCGUAAUAAAAAAUGUGCAAUCUUAAUUUUCGCGGGAGUGCAUAAAGUUGUCUGUUGCAGCCAGCAGACAACAGCCUUGAAUAUUUGUGAGGGUUCGUGUGUGUUUGUGUAUUGUGUGUAUAUAAACAAAGUGCGAACGCGGGAAUCGCCACAUAAAUAUUUUCCCAACUGCAUAAGAUUGUACCCUGUGUGAAUUAGAAUCCACCCACAGCAAUGUCUAAUGUGCGGUGCAUAAAUUUUUGGGAUCUGUGCCGCAUAUGCACGGCCAGCAGUGAACAGAAAAUUAACAUAUACUCGCCCGAUGGACGCGCCAAAAAUUUGAGCCAAAAAAUCGCUGAAUGUCUGCCAGUGCAAAUCGAUGAGAAGGAUCGGCUACCCAAGGUGGUAUGUGCCCAGUGCGCCCAGCAAGUGGACCAAAUAUACGAAAUUCGCAAUAUUUCGAGAAACUCGCAAACUAUACUCAACAAUUGGCUCAACCAUCGAACGCUGCAGAGCGAUGACAAAGUGUUCAUCAAAGAUGCCAUCAAUGAUACUGGAAAGAGCCUUAGCGUGCUCAGCACUGCGUCUGGUGGGCUUGUCUCCAGUAGCAGUACUCAGCAGUCGAACGACCUGCUCAGCAGCAUCAUGCAAGCCGUUGGCAUGCAGGUUCAACAGCAACAACCCCAACAGCAACAACAGUACACCAUUACUGUUGACAGCCACGUUCAGGCGCAGUCACUUCCCCAUCACCAUCCUCAAUCCCAGGCAGAAAUCAAGUCCGAAAAGCAAAAUACUUUGGAGGAGUUUAUACGCCUGAAGCCGGACAUUAAAAUUACGCCGCUGGGCAAGAAGGAGAACGUGCAUGGCAGUACUAUAUCCAAUAUAAAGCAACAACAAUCGCAGCAGCCACAGCAACAUGCACAGCAACCUGUCCAACUGCAGGCGCAAACGUUAACAGCUAUGCCUGCCCCUGCCGCUCAAAUUCAAUUGCAACCGCAGCAGCUCAAUGACCUCAAUGUGCUAUUGCAGCAACAGGCGCUAUGGCAGCAGAUUCAGCAGCUACAGGCGCAGUCGCAGUUUACCAACGGUGGUGAUGACGGAAUGAAUUCCACGGAGAGCAAAAAACCGAAAUUAAACUUUGUGCUAUCGUCACCAGUUGGAACUCCGCAGUUUGCUGGGAGUUUGCCACAGUUUGGCAAUGUGGGUGGCACACAGCCCCAAAUUCAGUUACAGCUUCUGCCAGGAGGUGCAAGCUCGAGCAACACAUCAACGGGCGGCAUCGCUGCCCAACCUGCACAACAGCUCAAUGCCGCUGCUCUCCUCUCCCUGGCUGGCACUCAGCUGGUUGGAGGCAAUGGAGCUGGCAAUAUGCUUUCGCCCAACAAAUGUUUUUUGCCAAUUACCAUACGCGAUGAAAACUCGGAUCAGCAGAUUGUCGCGCAUAUUGACACCAAGAACCUGGUGCUACCCACUACAUAUCAAGUGCAAAUGAAGCUACAACCACAAUUGGCCACUGCGGAUGGUCAGCCCAUCAUGCAGUUGACACCAACUUCCAUUCCAGCCACAUUGCAGUUAACGCCACAGACUUUGGGCAAUGCGACGGCCUUUCAAUCAGCGACAACACAUCAAAAUCAGUUCCUUGUGCCACAACCGCAACAACAGCAACACUCGCAUCAACAACAACCGCAUUCACAACAACAACAACAACAACAGUCACAGCAACAACAACAACAACAGCAACAACAACAUUCGCAACAACAUCAACAACUGCCCCCUGCUACAGCGCAGGUGACUUCACAGCAAAUCAUCAGAUCACCGCAUGGAAAUGGAAUGAAUUCACAGCUGGUGAUUCGAAACGUUAGCUCUGAGCCGAGCACACCGAUGGGCGGCAAUGCCGAUUCGUCGGUCACCUUCAAAAUGUCAUCUCCACGACAACAGCAACAGCAACAGAUCAAGUAUAAACCCCCAUCUUCCAGUGCAAAUUCAGUUGCAGUUCCUUCUGCCGUUUCUUCUAGUAAUGCGCCCCAUACUGAGUUUAGCAAGCGUGUGGCGCAAGCCAAACAGCAGCCACCCGGGCCAAGUAAUGUGGCUGCUUUGCAGCGGCUUUCUUCUAACACGACCAUUACCAAGUUGCCCAAGCAACAACAACCCGUGGCGGCCAACAAAUUACCAUUGCUAAAUAAACAGAAUAUAACCAUAAGUCGCAUAUCUACACAAGCACCUUCAAAGCCGGAGGCCAAGCCGACAGCUACAGCACAGACACAGGCACAAGCGCCUAAACCACAGCCAGCGCCGCCACCACCCUCUCUGGCGCUGCAACAGCUGCCUCAGCCACCAGUCAGUGAAGUUACUAGCAUUCUCAACCAAAGAAAAAUCAUUCGUAAGCCGCCCGAGCAAUUGGUGAAUCAGAAAGCCAAAACCGCUCGCCCGCAGCAACAGAUUCUGCCUGUUCCCGCACAGCAAACGGCAGCACAGUCGCAGCCUCAACAGCAUCAACAGCAGCAGCAACAGCAACAGAUGGCCAACACUUCGAUCGCCGAGACGCCUACUGCGACACCCGCGAAUGCACUUACCUGUCCCACCUGUCGGCGCGAGUUCAAGAAGAAGGAGCAUCUCACCCAACACGUCAAGCUACACGAAGGCCUGCGUCCAUUUAAAUGCACCGAAGAAGGAUGCGACAAGGCUUUUAGCCGAAAAGAGCACUUGUCUCGCCAUUUGGUCUCCCAUUCUGGUCAGAAGAUGUUCAGUUGCGAAGAGUGCAAGAAGCCCUUCUCGCGCAAGGACAAUCUUAACAAGCAUAAGCGGACUCACAAUACGCAGCCAAGCGAGACACGACUCCACAGUUGUGAGAUUUGCAACAAAAACUUUGCAUCAAAGCAGCAUUAUGAAAAACAUCGUGAGAUGCACAAGAAGACGCGUGUCGAUAACGCAGCGUCUUCCACACAACCCACAAACGGUGCCCAUCAGGCCAAGGAUCUCUAUGAAGUUAAGCAUGAAACUUCAACAGCGCCCCAAUCGCAGCCGACGCAAUCUCAAAUGCAAAUUCAAUCGCAGCCCCAACAACCGCCUCAGAUCAUGCAUGUGGACUUGGAUGGCAACACUAUAACAAUCACCCAGGCAUCUGAUUCUAGUAUGCCAACAUCUCUCGCGAACUUUGUUCAGCUGGGAUUUCCACAAUUUCAAAAUGCUAGCGGCCCCUCAAACCAAAUAGUUUUCCCGCAGGUGAGUGCAAAAAGCGUGGCAUAUGCACAGGCGCAGGACGAUGACUUAAAACUCCAAAUAUAUGCGGCUGUAAACUGAAUGAUUGCGAUUUGG